Fragaria vesca subsp. vesca is the source of this 1494-nucleotide messenger RNA. RefSeq names its product putative F-box/FBD/LRR-repeat protein At5g44950-like. The transcript has 3 exons. Lineage: Eukaryota; Viridiplantae; Streptophyta; Magnoliopsida; Rosales; Rosaceae. The coding region runs from base 1 to 1494 and encodes 497 amino acids. Gene Ontology annotation, molecular function: protein binding. The record is from RefSeq and is a predicted model, not a curated record.
AUGGCUUCCCAAGCUCAGGUUUCUGUAGACAGAUUCAGUGAACUUCCACUAGAAAUGGCUCAUCACAUUCUGAGUUUCCUUUCCAUAGCUGAUGUCAUUCGAGUGAGCAGCUUAUCGAAAACAUGCAAAGGUCUACAUCUAUCGAAUCCUAUUUUGACUAUGGAUUCAUUUCCGUUCACCCUCACAUCUGAUAAGAGGUUGGAGUUGUUCAACUCGUUGGAUCGCUUCCUGGUUCAACGCGGGAACAACAAGGUAGAAUCCUUUAUCUUUGAAAUGGAGUCUGUAUACCAGCAUGGGGAAACCGAAAUAGAAAGUCACUGUAGUUUUGAGAAAUCACGAAUUCUGAGUUGGAUUCAAAAUGUAGUAGAUCAUUGCAACGUGGAAGAGCUUCAUGUUGUCUUUGAAUCUUUUAUGUCCAAUCCAGAAGAUUAUAGUCUUGAUGUUAAGAUAGAUUUUCCUGCCUGUAUCUUUCUUUGCCAGUCAUUGAGUUACUUAAACCUGCAAAUGGACUGUGCAAUACUUAAAGCUCCCUCCUUCUCUACUUGUCCCCCCUCUAAUCUCGUGCACUUGAUCCUGACACAUGUAACAAUAGAAGACGGUGAAGGGUUUUGCAAAUGGGUCUCUUACUGUUGUAGGUUCAUUAAGGAAUUGAGGCUGGCACUAGUUUCUGGUUUGGAUAACAUCACCGUUCAAAGUUCGUCUUUGGAGUACUUUUGGGUGCACUCAGAUGUUCUUUCGAAUCUUGUAAUAUCUGGUGAUAGAAUUCAAGAAGUAUAUAUAGACUGGGAGUAUGAUGUAACCACCAAGCAGAGCAAUAAAAGUUUGAACAUUUCGGCACCAAAUCUGAAGUGUCUGACAUGGAUUGGGAAUAUGUUGGAUCAUCAGCAUCUUGGGCAAGUGAAUUGUUUGGAAAAACUUGUUAUUUCUUUGACUUGUUAUGAUGUAAAUGAUUUGGAUAGCGUUUGUGAGCAGUUCCUUUGCAGUAUAAGAAGUGUUAAAGUUCUUUUUCUAGACGCAGUGACUGCCAAGACUUUGUUCAGGAAGGGAUUCAGACCUGCUCCAUUGAGCAAUGUUUGCGACUUGCUUAUGUUUAUUCGGUGCAGUAUUGAUGACAACCUUGUGCCAGCCAUGACCUCUCUAUUUAGGGCUGUGCCCAAUUUGAUUUAUUUGAAUGUGUCAUCUUCUUCUCAAUUUCCUAUUCCACUUGCUCUUCUAAACCUUCUUGGUUGCGAUGAUAAUAUAUCUGGAUCUGAUGGGGGAUGUUGGGAACUCCAGGGGCUUGAUUUUGUUUCUAAGGUGGAGGAGGUAAUCAUAGGGCUUAAUUCAGGUUGCAAUGGAUUUGAAUUAGCAAGGUACAUGCUUGAGCAUGCUCGUAAUUUGAAAAAACUGUCUGUUAUCACUACACCUGAUGAUCAAUCAAGUUCAAUACCGGAUAUAUGGAGAAGCAACCCUUCUUUCAAUUCUAGAGUUGUCUUUGUGGAAGAGGAUUACUAG